UCUUAAUAUUUUCGAAUUUAAAAGAUUAUUUAAAAACCUAUUCUUAAAAAUUAGUGCAUUUUCCUUACUUUUGAUUUGCGUCCUAAACCGAGUGGUUUCUUAAAUCCAUAUAUCCACUACUUUUCUCUCCGUUAGCUCAUACUUCAUAAUAAUAGAAAUAAUAUAUAUUUGGUUUUAACUCUUAUUAUUUAUACCUCCAAAUUAACGUAUCAAUUUGCUAGGAAUCCUCCUCCGCACUUAUCACCUUUUGUUGACAAUGAGGCAGAAGGAUACAUUCCCGAUUACGCCAAGACCCUUAACCAUAUGAAGGUUUCUGCCAAAAUUGAAGACUUGCCAUUGCCAGGACUAGGGAUAGAAGAAUUGGAUGAUCCUCAGAAUUUAUUUAUUGGUUGAGGGUGUCAUCGAUCGAACUGUGGCUACCAUAGCUACUAAGAAGAAACAAAAGUAUCAUGACGAAUUAAAAUUGGAGCUUCAAGGAGCACAAUAUCCUUUAGCUAUUUCAAAAGUUGAUAAGCAGUUGUCCGACGAGGAUUAUUUCGACCUCCCUGAUUAUCAACAAAUUGCUGAAGAUAAUGCUAACUUGUCAAUGGUUCUGAUGCCAAGAAAGAAGAGAGGCCUUUAUAAAGCUAUGAAGAUUUGUCAAAGAAGGAACAAGGAUCGUAAUAAACUUCUAGAGGAUAGGAAGAGUAAGCUUGAAGAAUCUCACAAAUCGUAGUAAGCAAAGAGCACAUCACCAAUUUUGUUCUUAAUUAUUUGCAAUCUUAUUUUCGGAUGGCCAAUAAGCUUAUUUUGCUCCAA
This is a messenger RNA of Benincasa hispida (wax gourd), 798 nucleotides long. NCBI's taxonomy places the organism in Eukaryota, Viridiplantae, Streptophyta, Magnoliopsida, Cucurbitales, Cucurbitaceae. The record is from RefSeq and is a predicted model, not a curated record.